Molecule: messenger RNA, 1354 nt
Organism: Oncorhynchus mykiss (rainbow trout)
Lineage: Eukaryota; Metazoa; Chordata; Actinopteri; Salmoniformes; Salmonidae
Product: cell adhesion molecule 1
Biological process (GO): susceptibility to natural killer cell mediated cytotoxicity; cell recognition; detection of stimulus
Cellular component (GO): synapse; plasma membrane; neuron projection
Molecular function (GO): signaling receptor binding
Source: RefSeq, a predicted model, not a curated record
GCUCGCAUCCCAUGGCCGUCUCUAGGUGAUUUAGCGCCGCCAGUCUCGAGCAGGUGUCCAACAUGGCGAUCACGGGAAACGGAUCUCUCACUAUUUCUCUCUCUGUUUUCGUGAUUUCAGCGGCGUUUCUUCUAAAAGGAGCCGCUGAGACCUUGUCAGUUGAAGGUCAAAACCUGGGGACUGAUAAUGUGUCAGUGAUCGAGGGGGAGAUGGCGACCAUCAGCUGCAGGGUGAAGAACAAUGAUGACUCAGUCAUCCAGCUCCUUAACCCCAACAGACAGACCAUCUACUUCAGAGACGUCAGACCCCUGAAGGACAGCCGGUUCCAGCUGGUGAAUUUCUCCGACAAUGAACUGCGGGUGUCUCUGUCCAACGUGUCUCUCUCAGAUGAGGGACGCUAUGUGUGCCAACUCUACACAGACCCUCCUCAGGAGGCCUACGCAGACAUCACUGUGCUGGUCCCACCAGGCAGUCCAAUCAUGGAUUCCCGAGAGGAUGUGGUCAGUGAGGGGAACGAGACAGAGCUCACCUGUACAGCCAUGGGCAGCAAGCCUGCCGCCUCCAUCAGAUGGAUGAAAGGAGAGCAGGAGCUGACAGGCGAGAUGACGGUGGAUGAGACCUAUGACAGGAUGUUCACGGUCACCAGUCGGCUGAGACUCACUGUGUCCAAGGAGGACGACGGAGAGCCAGUCAGCUGCAUCAUCGACCACCCAGCCGUGAAGGACCUCCGGGCACAGAGAUACCUGGAAGUGCUAUAUCAACCAGAAGUGAAGAUCGUUCAGGCGUUCCCUGAAGGUUUAACGAGAGAGGGAGAGAAUCUAGAGCUGACGUGCAUAGCAAAAGGCAAACCACAGCCCCAUCAGAUCAGCUGGCUCAGAGUGGAUGAUGAUGUGCCAUCUCACACCGUGAUCACCGGCUCUGACCUCUUCAUCGAAAACCUCAACAAGUCGUACAACGGCACGUACCGCUGUGUUGCCUCCAACACCGUGGGAGAUGCCUACGAUGACUAUAUCCUCUUUGUAUACGAUGCUCCUACCACGAUCCCCACACCCACCACCUUGAACCUAGACAACACCCAAGACUCCAGAGCUGAUGAGGGGGCGCCACAGAAGAUAGACCACGCUGUCAUCGGAGGUGUGGUUGCCGUGGUGAUGUUCGCUAUCCUCUGUGCACUCAUCGUCCUGGGGCGCUACUUCGCCAGACACAAAGGCACCUACUUCACACAUGAAGCCAAAGGGGCAGACGACGCAGCAGAUGCAGAUACGGCCAUCAUUAAUGCAGAGGGGGGACACAACAACACGGAAGAGAAGAAGGAGUACUACAUCUAAUGAUGAGAGGCCAGGGGGGUGCUGGG